Musca domestica (house fly) is the source of this 782-nucleotide messenger RNA. RefSeq names its product dynactin subunit 6 (gene DCTN6-p27). Bases 110 to 694 code for a protein of 194 amino acids. Gene Ontology annotation, biological process: mitotic spindle organization. Gene Ontology annotation, molecular function: dynein complex binding. The record is from RefSeq and is a predicted model, not a curated record. NCBI's taxonomy places the organism in Eukaryota, Metazoa, Arthropoda, Insecta, Diptera, Muscidae. The transcript has 3 exons. Gene Ontology annotation, cellular component: dynactin complex.
ACAAGAUUAUCGUUUCCAAUUAUCGUUACAUGGCCAUCACUAAACAAAACAAAUAAUUUUCGGAAAAAUUUGCAAUUUCACAAAAUAUAAUAAAAAGAGUACCAGCAAUAUGCCUCCAGCGGAGAGUAAUGAUGUCAAAAUAAUGAACAAAUCCAUUGUCUGCGAAGACAGCACUUUGCGAGGUGACAUCACCAUAUCACAAGGAUGUGUCAUACAUCCCAGUGCGUCCAUUUUGGCUGAGGCUGGACCAAUAAUAUUGGGUGAAAAUUGUAUUGUUGAAGAAUAUGCCACGAUUGCUUAUCGUCUGACCGAGGAACAAAAACGUCAAAAGGAAGAGGGUAACCUAGAACCCUGCCCACCUUUGGUUGUUGGCUCCAAUAAUGUUUUCGAAGUGGGCUGCAUUGUGGAAGCACAGAAAAUUGGCGACAAAAAUGUCUUCGAAUGCAAAUGUUAUGUGGGACCUGAGGUGGUAGUGACCAAUGGUUGUGUUGUAGGCGCCGCUGUCAGUUUGAAAUGUAAACAAGUAUUACCAGAGAGCACUGUUAUCUAUGGACGCGACUGCCAGCAACGAGAAGCUAUUGAUAAAUAUGCGUACCAAACAUUGCAAAUAGAUUUCCUACGUAAAGUGCUGCCAAACUAUCACCACUUGCGGAAACCAAAUCAGGACCCCAAAAGGACACGUUCCGUUGUUUAGCUUAAUUUAAAUUUAUAAAACUAAUUUAUUUAUGAAAUAAAUUUUGUAAAAAGACAUACUAAAGUAUUUACGUAACUGGUACUUUAAA